Messenger RNA from Ananas comosus (pineapple), 1317 nucleotides. RefSeq names its product UDP-glucuronic acid decarboxylase 1-like. The annotation marks the transcript as partial. Gene Ontology annotation, biological process: D-xylose metabolic process. Gene Ontology annotation, molecular function: UDP-glucuronate decarboxylase activity; NAD+ binding. Gene Ontology annotation, cellular component: cytoplasm. NCBI's taxonomy places the organism in Eukaryota, Viridiplantae, Streptophyta, Magnoliopsida, Poales, Bromeliaceae. The transcript has 7 exons. The record is from RefSeq and is a predicted model, not a curated record.
CCCUCCGCCGCCCCCACCUCCUCGUCCGCACUUCUCACGAUCUCCGGCGGGGGCGGAGGAGGAGGAGGAGGCGGGGUAGGGUUCCGGGGGCUGCGGAAGCCGCCGCUGCGGAUCGUGGUCACGGGAGGGGCGGGGUUCGUGGGAGCCACCCUCGUCGACAAGCUCAAAUGCGCGCGGAACAGCGUCAUCGUCGUCGACAACUUCUUCACGGGGAGGAAGGAGAACGUCGCGCACCACCUCCGCAACCCUAGGUUCGAGCUCAUCCGCCACGACGUCGUCGAGCCGAUCCUGCUCGAGGUCGACCAGAUCUACCACCUCGCCUGCCCCGCCUCCCCCGUCCACUACAAGCACAACCCCAUCAAAACCAUCAAGACAAAUGUGAUGGGAACAUUGAAUAUGUUGGGAUUGUCCAAGAGAAUUGGUGCUCGCUUCUUAUUAACGAGCACCAGCGAGGUUUAUGGGGAUCCGCUUGAGCACCCGCAGAAGGAGACGUAUUGGGGGAAUGUUAAUCCUAUAGGUGUUAGGAGCUGUUAUGACGAGGGCAAAAGGACAGCUGAAACAUUAACCAUGGAUUACCAUCGUGGCGCUGAUGUUGAGGUGCGAAUUGCACGGAUAUUCAAUACAUAUGGCCCUCGCAUGUGCAUAGAUGAUGGACGAGUUGUAAGCAAUUUUGUUGCACAGGCCCUUCGUAGACAACCAAUGACAGUUUAUGGUGACGGAAAGCAGACUCGAAGUUUCCAAUAUGUAUCUGAUUUGGUUGAUGGCCUGGUGGCCCUAAUGGAAGGUGAUCACAUUGGACCCUUUAACUUGGGGAAUCCAGGAGAGUUCACCAUGUUGGAACUUGCCAAGGUUGUAAAGGAGACGAUUGACCCAAGUGCGACCAUUGAGUUUAGACCCAACACUGCCGAUGAUCCUCAUAUGAGGAAACCGGACAUAACCAAGGCCAAGCAGCUGUUGAAUUGGGAACCAAAGAUCUCUCUUAGAGAAGGGCUUCCGUUGAUGGUGACCGACUUCCGCCAAAGAGUAUUGAGCGAGCAGUCAUAAACCAAAGAAACAAACAUUAUUUAUCGAAUACGAGACAACUGAAGUACCAUUGAUUAAAUUUGUUCAUGUCUUGAUAAUUUUAGAGUCAUCAAAUUGUAAUACUUUAUAUUUAGCCUUCUGAUGUUUAUAUAGGUGAUCUAGUUUGGACUAUGUUGGCUAGUUUCAUCUUAAGCAUGAUGUGUAGCAACUUUAAUAAGCACCAAGUUGAUUAUUUGUGUUUGUACCAAAAGGAUGUUUUAGAAGUGAAUUGAUUGAAAGCCAUUUUAGCCCCAA